Messenger RNA from Rattus norvegicus (Norway rat), 2832 nucleotides. The record is from RefSeq and is a predicted model, not a curated record. NCBI's taxonomy places the organism in Eukaryota, Metazoa, Chordata, Mammalia, Rodentia, Muridae.
UCCCGGUCGCCGUGGAAACCGAUCAGCCAAUCAGAGUGUGUGACCCAUACUGGCAGACGCGGCAGGGAGCUUAGCGCGCUUUGGCGGUGGGCUUCUGCCGGUUCUUGUUAACGGACAGCGAUGCUGAAGGCUAAGAUCCUCUUCGUGGGUCCUUGCGAGAGUGGCAAAACAGUGCUCGCCAACUUUCUGACUGAAUCUUCAGACAUCACUGAAUACAACCCAACACAAGGUGUGAGGAUCCUAGAGUUUGAGAACCCACAUGUCACCAGCAACAACAAAGGCACAGGCUGCGAAUUUGAGCUCUGGGACUGUGGUGGUGACUCCAAGUUUGAGUCCUGCUGGCCAGCCCUGAUGAAGGAUGCUCACGGAGUGGUGAUUGUCUUCAAUGCUGAUAUCCCAAGCCACCUAAAGGAAAUUGAAAUGUGGUAUUCCUGUUUUGUCCAGCAACAGUUCCUCCAAGACAGUCACUGCAUGCUUGUGGCCCACCACAAACCGGGGUCUGGAGGAGACAAGAGCAACCUGGCUUUGUCCUAAUUAGCCUCAUUUCCCCUUUGGAGCUCCCCCCUUGAACAAGUUGAAGCUGGUGCACUCAAAUCUGGAGGAAGACCCCGAGGAGGUCCGGGUGGAGUUCAUCAAGUAUUUAAAAAGCAUCAUCAACUCCAUGUCGGAGAGCAGAGACCGUGAGGAGAUGCUCAUCAUCACCUAAUGUCCCUGUGCCGCUGCCUCCCAAAGGACGCUGACCCCCCAGACAGAGCUGACGUCCCGCCCAGCCGCUGACAAGCCCUUCUCCUAUGGCUGCAGUUCCUUAUCUGCUAAGGGUCCAGGAAGAGUCAGGCAUGGUGGCACACGCCUGUGAUCCUAGCUCUGGAGAGGCUGAGGUAGGAGGAAGGUUGAGAGUUCAAGGCCAGCCUGGGCUACAUAGAGAGCCCUUAUCUCAUCCCAUCUGCAGAAGCCACCCUGCUUGCCUGUCUCAGCUGUCCUUCAUAAACAUAUCCUUCCGGCAGCCCUAGUACUGUAUUUUCAGGUUGAGCUAUUUACUGGUGAUUAAUGGGAUGAAGUGGCCCAAAGCAGAUUGAUGGCGUGAUCUCUGGGGUCCCCAAGUGCAGAAAGGGAACACGUGCUGUCAGAGAGUCAACAAUGGGGACAGUGAGAUGGUUCACUUGCUGCCAAGCCUGACAACCCAAACCCAAUGCCCAGAACCCACUUAAAGGCGGAAGGAGAGAUCCGACCCCACAGAGUAAUCCUCUGACCUGGAGAGAAGGAUCUGUGGGCAAGAGCUCAUGCUGAGGUCCUGGGUUCAGACUCCUGCACCCACACUGGGCAGCUAUGAUUGUAACUCUAGUUCCAGGAGAGCCAAAGCCUUCCUCUGGUCCCGGGGCACCUCCCCACAUACAGCACAUGCUCACACAGACUGCGUUAGACACGUUUCUGUUGCUAUAAUAAACACCCUGAUAAGACAACUCAGAGAAGACUUUAUUAGGCUUACAGUUUCAGAGAGGCAGUGUCCAUCAAGACAGGGAGGUGUGGCAGCAAGAGGAAACGAGGCUCAUCCCGAACUACAGAUGCAUGCUGACAUGACUCCUCAAACAAGGUCACACCUUUUUUUUUUUUUUUUUUUUUUUUGGUUCUUUUUUUCGGAGCUGGGGACCGAACCCAGGGCCUUGCGCUUCCUAGGCAAGCUCUCUACCACUGAGCUAAAUCCCCAACCCCAAGGUCACACCUCUUAAACCUCCUGAACUGUGUCAUCAAUCAGGAGCCCAAGGCUAUAAGGGACAACUCAUUCACACAACACACAAACACAAUAAACAUAAAUCAAUCUUAUUUAAAAAAAUCAAUACAAAGUGUCUUUAAAAAGGAAUACAAGGGGCUAGGAGAUGGCUGCGUUGGUAGAGCACGUGGCUUGCAAGCACGAGGACCUGAGUUCAGUCCCCAGACCCAUGAAAAAGCUGGGCAUUGUGGCAUGUCCUUACAAUCCCACCACUGGGCAGGGCAGAGACAGGCAGAUCCUGGGGGCCUGCUGGCCAGCCAGCGUAUGCUGUUCGGUGAGCUUCUAGCCCAUGGAAGAUCUUUUCUCAGACAUAAAAAUGUGGUCUGGUGAGAGGGAUCAGUGAUCAGUCUAUUGGCCACACAAGCUUGAGCACUGGAUUCAGAGUCCGGAACUCAUGUCAGGCAAUAUGGCGGCUGUCUGUAAUCCCAAUAUGAGAGAAGCAAAGACACAAUCCCCAGGGCAGGCUGGCUGCCUAGACGAGCUGGAAUAGACCAGCUCUGGGAUCAGGUAGAGACCUUGACUUAAUAAAUGAAGUGGGCCCCUGAAGGCAGGCACAGACACAUAGGAAAUAGAUGUGUCUGAAUGACCAACUACCAAGGCUGUCUCCUCUGGCCUCCACAUGCGUGCACACACAUGCACUCACAUACAAAAGGACACUGGUUAUCUUGGCACAUGCUUGUACUCACAGCUGCCAGGACAUGAGAGCUGGAGAAUCAUGUUACCUUCAACUUUAUAGCAAUUUCAAGGCUAACCUGGGCUACAUGAGACCCUGGAAGUCUCUAACCAAAAGAAAUAGGAUCUAUGAGAUCCACGGUGACAGAGGUUCCAAGAUUGGGCUCAGCAUUCCCUGCAGUUACCAUUCCUGUAACUCGAUGGAAAUGACUAACAGUAACAAGCAAGACUAGUAAGGUGGCUGCGCAGGUGAAGGUGUGUGCAAACGUGACGGACUGAGUGGCAGGGGAGCUCACUCCUGCAGACUGUUCUCUGACCCCCACACACACCCCUCAGCAUGCUCACAAGUAUGCACAGAGACACACAGAAAAUAAAAACAAAUUAAGCAAGAA